AUGUCGGACCAGAAGAUCGCCAUCGUCUCCGUCUACGACAAGACCGGUCUGUUGGAUCUGGCCAAAGGCCUCAACCAGCAGAAUGUUCGCAUUCUCGCGUCCGGUGGCACUGCCAAAAUGAUCCGCGAGUCGGGUUUUCCCGACACUGUUGCCAAGAUCAACGUAACCAUCCCCGAGGCUGUGGAGGAGAUUGACAUUGGUGGCGUCACCCUCAUUCGCGCCGCCGCCAAGAACCACAGCCGUGUCACGAUCCUGAGCGACCCCAACGACUACGCCGGUUUUCUCAAGGAACUUGAGGCUGGUGAGAUCACCGAGGCCAGCCGCAAUGCCUACGCACUCAAGGCCUUCGAGCAGACCGCCGACUACGACUCUGCCAUCUCCGACUUUUUCCGAAAGCAGUACGCCUCUGAAGGCAAGCAGCACAUGACCCUGCGCUACGGUGCCAACCCCCACCAGAAGCCCGCUGCCGCGUUCACCGACGCCGGCGAUAUCCCCUUCAAGGUCCUCGGCGGUUCGCCAGGCUACAUCAACCUCCUUGAUGCCCUCAACGCCUGGCCCCUGGUCAAGGAGCUCAAGGAGGCCCUCGGCAAGCCUGCCGCUGCCAGUUUCAAGCACGUUUCGCCUGCCGGCGCUGCCAUUGGUAUUCCUCUGACCGAGGAUGAGCGCAAGGUGUACUUCGUCAACGACAUCGAGGGCAUUGAAUCCUCGCUUCUGGCUCAGGCCUACGCCAGGGCUCGUGGUGCCGACCGCAUGAGCAGCUUCGGUGACAUGAUCGCCCUGAGUGAUACUGUGGAUGUGCCCACCGCUAGCAUCAUCUCAAAGGAGGUGUCUGACGGUGUUAUCGCGCCAGGAUAUGAGCCCGCGGCCCUGGAGAUCCUCAAGAAGAAGAAGGGUGGCAAGUACCUCGUCCUCCAGAUCGACGAGAACUGGGUUCCUGCCGACGUCGAGACGAGGACUGUGUACGGCAUCAAGCUGCAGCAGCACCGCAACGAUGCCAAGAUCGGUCCCAACAUUUUUGGCACCAUCAUUACUCCCAAGGACUCAGCUCCUCUUUCCGAGGAUGCUCUGCGGGACCUCACAGUCGCCACGCUUGCCGUCAAGUACACGCAGAGCAACUCUGUCUGCUACGCCGCCAGGGGCCAGACCAUCGGCCUAGGCGCCGGCCAGCAGUCUCGCAUCCACUGCACGAGGCUUGCCGGUGACAAGUCAGACAACUGGUGGCUUCGCUUCCACUCGAGGCGGCCGAGCCUGCCCAAGGGCGGCAAAGAGCGCGAGGCCUUUGAAGGUGUCUUCGAGGAUGUGCCGGCUGCCUUCACCGAGGCCGAGCGGGAGGAGUGGCUGGGCAAGCUGACCAAUGUGGCAGUUUCGAGCGAUGCCUUUUUCCCCUUCAUCGACAAUGUCUUCCGCGCCGCGCGGUCAGGCGUCAAGUACAUUGCGGCCCCAGGCGGCAGCCAAAACGACAGCGCCGUCUUCGAGACGGCAGAGAGCCUCGGCAUCACCUUUGUGGAGCAGUCCCAUCGUCUCUUCCACCACUAG
Verticillium alfalfae VaMs.102 is the source of this 1536-nucleotide messenger RNA. RefSeq names its product bifunctional purine biosynthesis protein ADE17. Gene Ontology annotation, biological process: 'de novo' IMP biosynthetic process. NCBI's taxonomy places the organism in Eukaryota, Fungi, Ascomycota, Sordariomycetes, Glomerellales, Plectosphaerellaceae. The record is from RefSeq and is a predicted model, not a curated record. Gene Ontology annotation, cellular component: cytosol. The transcript has 4 exons. Gene Ontology annotation, molecular function: IMP cyclohydrolase activity; phosphoribosylaminoimidazolecarboxamide formyltransferase activity. The coding region runs from base 1 to 1536 and encodes 511 amino acids.